Molecule: messenger RNA, 1514 nt
Organism: Sodiomyces alkalinus F11
Lineage: Eukaryota; Fungi; Ascomycota; Sordariomycetes; Glomerellales; Plectosphaerellaceae
Exons: 1
Coding region: 20-1360 (446 amino acids)
Cellular component (GO): mitochondrion
Source: RefSeq, a predicted model, not a curated record
AGACAAACCCAUCGCCACAAUGGCCACCACAUUACUUCCCUUCCUCUAUCAAACGAGGACCCUUUUACGCGCUGGCGCGAGACUCCCACGAGUGACACUCACAGUCACUCCACGUUCACGUCCCCUCCACACAUGCCACCGCCUGGCUCGUCAACCGCGAGACGACGACCUCGAAAACGUUCCCUUCCUCUGGGACGAAAAGUCCGAACAGGCCUACAAAGAUGAACUGGCAGCGAAGAGUGGGAAGAGGUACAGGUACACUGACGACGAUGCCCGCGGCGAGGAUGCCGUGUCGUCGACCAUCACGCCAGCGGAGGAACGGACCUUUCGCGAAAUCUUCACCAACAUAGCCCGCGGCAGCGUUGCCCGAGCUGCUUCCGUCACCCUUGCCAACCCCGAGGAGACCAAGAAGACUCAAUUGCGCAUUCUCGACAUCCUGCGCGAUGCCGCCGGCGAAGGGGUCCGCAAGACUGGUUCCUCGGCGGCCGCCGAUGAGCGCCACACCAUCCAUCUCGAUACCGACGCCGAGUCCAUCCCGGAGUGGAUGAUGAAGUACCCUCCCUCGCUGCGCAGGUCUGCUCGCGCCGCUUUCGAUCCCCUGGGUGCUAGUCGUCGUCGUACGCAGUCGGUACGCGGGGAAGAGGAACUGGAGCAGGAGCAGGAGCAGGAGGAACACGUCGACCCGGAGGCCACCCAGCCAUCUGCGGAACAUCAAGCAAUCCGCGACCAAGCCGUUCAGCGGAUGGACGCCCUCCUCCGCGCAUGCCGGACCGAUUUCGAGGUGUGGGAUCUCCUAGAACGGGAGGUCUUCUCCAUGACGAAGCGUCUCGGUAUAAUGGACCCGGGGUCACAGCAUGAGUCCACCGAACCGCCAGCCGCUCCUGAGAACGACGCGCCGCAAAGCGCUUCCGCUACCCCAGAGCUCUCCAUCGAGAUCCACGGACCUCUCUACUCCGUCCACCUCCUCCAAAGCCUCCGAACUCUCGACGGGGGGUUUUCCCGCCCUUCGCCGCUCGCUCUGAGCAUGCUCCCCCGCAUCCGCGAGCUGGGUCUCGCCUCGUACGUCCUCGGCGCAUCGACGCCCUUCUACAACGAACUCUGCGCCAUCAUGUGGCGCCGCCACGGAGAUGUGCGUGGCGUCAUCGCCCUCCUCCGGGAGAUGAUGUACGUCGGCUUGAGCUUCGACCAGGAUACCCUGGACCUGGUGCACGAGAUGGAGACGGCGCUGGACGCGAUGGGCCAGGACGGCGCGCGGCCUUUCUCCAAGGUGCUGGCCACGAUGCCGGACUACAGCAUCGAUGUGCAGUCGCAGCUGGCCAAGCUUGCCAACAAGGUUGAAGCGGCCGUUCGACUGAGAUAGGAUUCGGGGGACGCUAUCAUUGUAUUAUUACCCUCAACUAUCAUUACCAUACCAUACUGCUACCAUAACUGAAACAUGCUCAUCGUGCGAGGCGGCAGCUAAAUGGUACAAAACUUAUAUAUAUAUUGUACGAAUACUCCCUGUUUUUACUAUA